Diuraphis noxia (Russian wheat aphid) is the source of this 1449-nucleotide messenger RNA. RefSeq lists its product as uncharacterized. The record is from RefSeq and is a predicted model, not a curated record. NCBI's taxonomy places the organism in Eukaryota, Metazoa, Arthropoda, Insecta, Hemiptera, Aphididae.
AUGUUCGCAGCUAAUGAUUUAGAUGCAAAGCCAGAAAAGCUUAAGGUUGCAAUUCUACUCAGUGUCAUUGGAUAUGAUGUCUAUGAGUUACUGGAGACAUUAAAUAUUACUGAAGAAUGUUCGUCGACAGAAAUAAUUUUUAAAAAACUAAGGGAAUAUUAUGAACCAAGGUACAAUGUUAUAGUAGAGCAAUUUAAGUUCUUUAGAAGAGAUCAAGAAGAGGCUGAAUCGUUUGAUAAGUUUCUUAGAGAAAUUAAAAUGAUUGCAAAGCGAUGUGAAUUUGGAGCAUUAGAAGAUAACAUGGUCAAGGUUCGCAUUGUGUUGGGCGUAAGGAAUUUGGCAUUACAAGAAAGACUACUGAGAGUGCCAGACCUAUCGCUUGAUAAAACAAUUGAACACUGUAAAUCGGCUGAAACAGCUAAGUCCCAACAAAUGUUACUUCACAAUCAAGUUGCAGAAGUCAAUUAUACUGUUGUGAAAAAUGAAACUACUUAUCAACAUCAAGGCUGGAAGGAAAAAGAAAAGGCUAAUGGAUCAAGGGUCAAGCCGUCAUCAAAAAAAGAAUAUGAUUGCAAGAAGUGUGGCCRUCAUCAUGGACCAAGAAAUUGUCCAGCUGAAAUAGAUGAAGUGUUAGAGAGAUAUAAUGUAGUGUUCAAGGGAUUGGGUUGUUUUCCAGGUGAAUGUAAGAUAAAAAUUAAAGAUAAUAGUGAAGCUAAACUAAAUCCUCCAAGGAGAGUAGCUGAGUCUAUUAAAAAAGAGUUAAGUAAAACUUUAGAGRAAAUGUAUCCCAUAGAAUUAAACAAAGUAAUUAUAAGAGAUGCUUUUUUAAUACUAACACUAGAGGAGUUAAGAUUUAGCUUAAAUAAAAAAAAAUGGUUUAGUUCAUUUGACCUUAAAGCAGGAUUUUGGCAAAUUAAAUUAGAUGAAGAAUCAAGUUAUCUAUGUACAUUUAGCACUCCAUUCGGAUACUACAGGUGUACUAGGUUACCGUUUGGUUUGUCUUGUGCUCUGGAGGUAUUUCAAAAGAAAACGUUAGAGUGCUUUGUUGGAAUAAAAAAUGUAUUUGUAUACUUUGACGACCUUUUAAUAGCAACARAGGAUGAAGAAACACAUGAUGAAACCCUAAGGGCAGUAUUAGAAAGAGCAAAAGAGCUGAAUGUCAAAUUUAAUAGUGAAAAAAUUAAAUAUAAACAACAUGAAAUAAAGUCCAUAAGUAUGAAGUUUAAUGAUGAAGGUAUGAAACCAGACGAAGAAAGAGUUAAAGCAUUAAUGACUUUAAAGCCACCCAAAAAUAAAGUAGAGUUACAGAGAUUGUUGGGAGCAUUUAAUUAUUUAAGACAGUUUAUACCAGACAUGUCCACAUUAAUAACACCGUUAAGGGAGUUGUUAAAAAAUAAUGUAUGUUGGUUCACAAACAGGAUUGGGGUGCUGUUUAUUGCAAGGCAAUAG